CGGCUCGCGCCGCGGCGCCGUUAGCGGCCGCGGCAACGGCCCCUUCCGGCGGGCCAUGGACGGCUUCGUGGAGCGGGCGGCGCCGUGCCCCGCCGCGCAGGCGGGCAGCGCCCUGCUGCCGGCCCUGCACCUGCCCUUCCUGCCGCCGCACCUCUACCGGCCGGCAACUUCCCAUGAACACAAAUUAAACUUCAGGAAGAGCAAGGAAGCGUGCUUAAGUUAUAUUCAGGAUGCUAUGCUACAAAAGCAGUGGAAGAGGGCUGCAGAGUUUCUGACCUUCUAUAUUGAGUCAUUGGAGAAAGACUUCUCUACAGAAUACAUGAGUCCUUCAGAGUUGAUUUGGAGAAUAGGAACAGAAAUUUUGUGCCAUCAUUCGCAUAGCAGCAUGAAAGAGUUCAACUCUUUCAUAGAACAGAUGAAAACUUUAGGAGUGAAAAGAUAUUUGAAGGUCUGUUUAGAGCAUGCAUUUCAUCUCCUUUGUAAUGGACGAACAGAUGAAGCCUACCAAAACUUGUCCCUGGCAGAAAGCUGGAGAUUUGGAGAGCAAACAAAUGCUCAGGAUAAAGAACUGAAACUGAUUCAGGCUUACAGAGGACUGUUGGACUACUAUAGCUGGUCUAAGCAGAAGAAUGUCCUGCUAGAGUAUAAUAAGGAUGGAUUUGAAGACUUAUCUGUUGAACAGGAAAUGCACAGUUCCUUCCGGAAGGCAGCAGUGAACUUAAAGGAUAUCAUUCAAAUACCUGGAGUCUGGGAUCUGUUUGUGAAAUGCUGUGUAGAUUUGUUGGAGUUCUAUGGGGAGCAUGAUGAAGCCCGCCAAGUAUUAAGUGAAUAUGCCUACAACUCAAAGUUUCCUGCUAAUCCCAAUGCUCAUGUUUACUUCUAUCAGUUCCUAAAGAGACAUGGUGAACCAAAGAAGUCAUUGAUAUCUGUGCUUAAGAUUUUGCAUGAUAUUGUUCCCUCUCAUGAACUAAUGAUAGAUUUUAACACCAUGCUUCAGAAAUCAAAGAAAAGAAAAAAACGUCGACUGGGGCUAGAGGUUAUUUUUGCAGCUUUGGAUUAUGCUGGGUGGAAGGAAAACGUAAAAGCAUGGAGUUGUUUGGCAAGACAAGUUAAACAAAUUAUAAUCUCUGAGAAGCAUCUUGACUGGAUCAAGCAGGAGUGGAACUCCAGAAAGGACUGGUGGCCAGCCUUCCAUUUUAGCCGCUACUUGGCAAAAAGGAAUUGGCAGGACGAUGAAAGCCUUGCGUAUGAAAAAGCUCUGGUGGCUGGAAUCUUACUGGGAAAGGAUUGCAAGUACUUUAAAUAUGUAUCACACCAAGGCUGUAAAGAUAAGAAGAAAAGAUUUCGGACACUGAAGAAAUUUGUGAAUAAGCACAGUCCUGUCUACCUGAGAAUAUCUGGUCUUUCAGAUUCUUCUAUACAAAAUUGAUUAGACAUCCUAAGAUUCUCGCUGUACUUUUUCUUCUCUGUGAAACUGGGUUCUGUAUCAGUGCUGCUCUAAAACUUCUAGGCAAGCCCUAUCAGCUCGGUGCUGGACUUCUUGUGUGUUUCUGUAAACAAUUUGGUUUGUAUUUAUUUUGUAAUGAAAUUAAUUUAUGUCCACCCGUAAGGUUAAAGGAUUUCUUUUAAUAUUAGUCUAACUUUUGUGAAAUGCAAACAAAAUUGUUUUCAAAUAAAUCUUUAAAUAUUUAAUUAUGGAGCAGAAUUUCUGUGGCGGUAGUAUAGUAGGGUUGAUUCCUAUUGUAUUUAGAUACAGAGAAACUGAUUUAAAUAGCUGUGGGAAUGUAGUUUAAAUCCAUUUAGGGUUAGCUGCAGUAUUCAUAAUAAGUAGGAGUGUCUAAACCUAGGAAUGCUGUGUGAUGCAGUGCAAAAAUAUACUUCUCAACCUGUAAAGGUUACAUAACUUGCUGCUUAUAAUUAAUUUUCAUGAAGUAAAUGGAAAAUGAGGCCUAUAUUGUAUUCUUGCACAGUAAUUUAGUAGAAUUAUAGGUAGUGAAGUUCUACUGCAGUUUGUUCAAGUGGAUGAUGCACUUAAACAUAUCCAAAACUACGUUUUAAAUGUUAUGCUUGUGGGUUGUGUCUGGUUUGGGAAAUGCUUUCACUUCCUUCCUAAUAGGAGGGAGGGAAAGGUCAUCUCAAUUGCAUGGCUACAGAAGAAAGCUGGUGUCACGGUGCUUUGAGAGAGCAAAGAAACAGGACUACCAAAAACUUCACUACCUGAUGGAAGAGGUUUGCUACAACCUUCUUGUAGUCCUGCUCGUUACAGUUGAAAUACGUGCUGUUACUCUUUCUGGAAAGCAGAUGUUAAUGUGUUGUUACAAACUAGCUGUACAGUUUUGUUUUGUUUUCCUUUUUACUUCAAAAAAAAAAAAUUAAAUACGUGUUUCUGUUUUAA
This is a messenger RNA of Rhea pennata, 2395 nucleotides long. RefSeq names its product TATA-box binding protein associated factor, RNA polymerase I subunit A (gene TAF1A). The record is from RefSeq and is a predicted model, not a curated record. Bases 56 to 1429 code for a protein of 457 amino acids. Gene Ontology annotation, cellular component: RNA polymerase I transcription regulator complex. Lineage: Eukaryota; Metazoa; Chordata; Aves; Rheiformes; Rheidae. The transcript is spliced from 10 exons. Gene Ontology annotation, biological process: transcription by RNA polymerase I.